This is a messenger RNA of Perkinsus marinus ATCC 50983, 933 nucleotides long. Its product is annotated as cdc73 domain protein, putative. Gene Ontology annotation, cellular component: Cdc73/Paf1 complex. The transcript has 8 exons. Gene Ontology annotation, biological process: positive regulation of transcription elongation by RNA polymerase II; transcription elongation by RNA polymerase II. NCBI's taxonomy places the organism in Eukaryota, Perkinsozoa, Perkinsida, Perkinsidae. Gene Ontology annotation, molecular function: RNA polymerase II complex binding. Bases 1 to 933 code for a protein of 310 amino acids. The record is from RefSeq and is a predicted model, not a curated record.
AUGGUUGGGCAUACACCGGAAUGGAUGAAGACUCCUGUGAAGCUGGCUGUAUUGCGGAAAUACGAGGCGGAGUUGCAGAGUAACGGCAGGCGCAUUCUCACUAAUAGAGUAGAUGAGAUUACGGACGUGAAACAAGACUUAGCUGUUCGAUAUGGUCGGGAAGAGCUUGGGAUGUCUACGGAGGAUCUGCCCUCGGCUGAGGUCUUUCUGGGCCAUCGGGCUCGCUCGGCCCCAGAGAGAAUGAAGGAUAAACAUCAACAGUCCAAUUCGACAGGUGCGUCGAGAAAGGGGACGCGCGGUGCGAUGCAAGACGAUGAGAAUCCGGCUAAGAAACGACCGCGUAGCCACUUGUCGACUAUGCCUCACGCGUCGAUACCAAAGGCACGGCCGCUCAUUGAGGAGAUCAACGACAUCGCACAAAAGAAGUUCAAACCAACUAUUGUGGUGCCGUCCAUCAGCAGCAGUGCUUCUCGUAUUAACAUUCUCAAUGCGAAGAAGUUCUUGGAGGAAGGAGUCUAUCAGGAACCCGAUCCGAGGAAAAUGGCGAGGCCUGAAGGUCCGGUGACGUUCAGUAAGAAGGUUGGAGGAUUCACUUGGGACUUCAGAAUCGUCGACAGCGUCACAACUUUUCGAAAGAAUGACUGGAAGUCGUGCGUUGCUAUAAUCCUCGACGGCAAGAGGUGGCAGUUGAAGCAUUGGCCCUUCAAGUCCGAGGCUGAUCUCUUCCACAGUGUACUGGGAGUGAGCAUAAGAUACGAAGACGAUGUUGCUGAUCCCCAGACGGUUGGAGGAACGUGGAACGUGAAAACGUUGAAGCUGAAGAAAAACCAACGGCAUACGGAUGCUGCAGUUCAGGCAGCCUUCUGGCGGGAUGUGGAGGCCUUCCUGGCGCAGCCUAAAGUCCGUAGAUUCGCAAACGGGCCGAGACUAUGA